Messenger RNA from Strongylocentrotus purpuratus (purple sea urchin), 3697 nucleotides. RefSeq lists its product as uncharacterized. Lineage: Eukaryota; Metazoa; Echinodermata; Echinoidea; Camarodonta; Strongylocentrotidae. The record is from RefSeq and is a predicted model, not a curated record. The coding region runs from base 92 to 3697 and encodes 1201 amino acids. The transcript has 21 exons.
UUGAUUAGGAUGAUUCGACGAAGCAAUCAUUAAUCUCUGUCAGCUUCAUCUAAAAACAUUCUAUAGAUGGUGUGACUGGAUAGAGAGCAACAUGGCGUUCGUUGUUCUCUUCAUAGGCUUAUUUCUCCCAGGUUUCGUAUAUUCUGGUCUGGUGAUCGCCCCUCUGGAUCUCAUCGAUAACUGUCAAUCAUUUGAAACCGGUUCGGAUCUGAGCUACAAUUGGGUGCUUCCUCGUCUCAACAAUGACGUGAAGUUUAUCAAGUUUGAAGUGCGGGCGGAGCAUGGAGCUCUGAUCGGCCUGUCAAGGCAGAACAUGGUCUUGGAUUCAAUGUAUGAGAUCGAAAUUGGAGCCGACUUCAAUUCAAGGACGAUUAUUCGCCGCUGCCACCAGUGCACUGCAGCUGCAACCGACAAUAAACCGGGUAGAUUGAGUAUAACCGAACCGCGGGUGUUUUGGAUACUUUCCUACCAGGGAAUCGUGGCAGUCGGUUCAGACAGCUCUUUGGAACCGUUCUUAGUUUGGAUAGACCGACAUCCGCUUGAAAUCAAUCACAUCGGUUUCACUUCAGACGGUGUCGGGGGCUGGUGGAAGUUUUCCAAAUAUCCAGGUACAUUUACAUCCACAACGACAGGAGACAACUGCGUUCUGUAUCCAUUCGUAAAGCUUCCAAAUGGAAAUUUUGAGAUUGAAUUCUCAAUUAAAUGGACCGGCACAGCAGCAUUGGAACUAGCCAAAGAACAAAAGUCUAAGAACUGCUACUACAUUGUUCUUACUCAUGCGGAAAGCGACCUCUCGGCCGAGAUCCGUUUCAACGAACAAACCUUGAUCUCAACCACCUACUCGCCCAGUCAACCCAUCGAAAGUGACAACCCCGCAGACUUCUACGUCAGGGUGGUGAAUAAUAAUCUUCAAAUUGGUGAGCAAUACAUGGAGCCCUUCUUGGAGUUGCCCGGAGUAAAUGCGACUUUCAUUCGGCAUCUUGGUUAUUCUUCGUUCAUCUCCGAUUCAGCUGACUGGUAUUUCCCAGACAUGAUUCCAGAUGUUAUCGGUUACACAGAGUCGUUAUCAGAAGCAGAAGACUGUCUGUGUUAUCGAGACAUACAGGUGUUUUAUACGGAUGGAGAGAGCGCAUCUUUGUUCGCCAUUCAUGGAUACUUAGUGGGGGAGUAUCAGCUUGAGUUUAAACUGAAAGCGGAAGGGCGAGCCAGGAUCAUGCUCACAGAUUCAACCAUGGGAUCAACUGAUCGUUAUAACAUCGUAUUCGAUGAUGGUCAUUCGUCGGGUAAUAAUCAGACCUCAUACAUCUCACUGAACGGAGAGGUUCUUCAAAGCAUUCAUAACGAUUUACUGAGUAGUUCUACCAACAGGCCUUUCUAUAUCAGGUACACUCAAGAGAAACUAUCAGUCGGUCACGAAGGUAACCCUCCUAUGCUUACCGUGGAGGAUGUCCCCUAUGAUGCUGUACAGUAUAUCCGCUUUCAGACUGAGCAUGGCGAGAAAGGACGAUGGACAUUCUACGAUGUACAAGUUGAAAGCACUGUUGGUCUUGAGCCGGUACCACAUGACACCCAUGUCUACUCAUACCACACCUCUGGCCCAGCUCAACCCAUCUAUCCAUUCGCACCGUUAUCAUCCGAAAAGUUUGAAUUUAUAUUCGACGUUCAGUCAGGAGGAAAUGCGUUCGUUUCACUUUCACCUCUACCAAUAGAUCAGAAAAGUUACAUGUUCGUUUUUGAUAGGAUUGCCAACGAGCAAACUUCUUCUGUUGUGCUAUGUGACCAUCAAGUCUUUGACGAAGACAAAGAUAGCCUUCUUUCAAAGAAUGAGUUCACUAAAAUAUACAUCAGACGACAGGAGUCGGUCCUGUUGGCGGGAAAAGUAGGAGAGGAUCCUAUCCUUGAGAUACAAGGUGUGGUAGAACCACCGCCACGUUUCAUCAACUUUGGUAAUCUGAACGGAGAUGCCACACAAUGGCGCUUCUACAACGUUAGCCCGGCGGCUCGAGGGGAGGUAUCCAUCUACCUACAGGCCUUAGGUGCCCCUGUCUAUGAUCUUCAGAUCCCACCUGGGGACUUCAUGUUUCUAUUUUCUGCUAUGGUGACAGACGUGACCUACCUCUUCUUCUCAUCCGAACCCAAAUAUGAGCAAGGAGUAGGAUAUAAGCUCACUUUCGCAAACGCUGAUAGCGUUGGUACCAGCCGUGUAGAUGUUGCCUUCAAUGGCGUGGCCAUCGCUUCUUACUCGGGUAAACGUCUCAGUCUGGGUGACCGAGCCUAUCUAUUUGUCCAGCUCGUCGAUUCGGCACUCAGCAUCGGUAUCAGCGGCGAGGAUGCACCUCUGCUUCAUCUCCUCGACGUCGAUCGCGACAGUCUGAAGUUCAUCGGUCUUCAGCGGGCAACCACUGGUAUAGACAUGUGGACGUUCUUCGGUCUUAAAUACAUAGGAGAAAAAGGACACGACGAUAGAGUUAAGGUCACUGACAAACCGACACCAGUUCCAGAUAAAGCACCAGAACCAUCGACUGAACCACGACAACCAAUUAUCACUCGGGAACCUCCUCCGGAAGGCAAUGCGACUGGGAUAGACAGCGGUGCUGGCUCCUCUGGCAGUGGUCAACCGGGCGGGACAAUCAUCGAUGCAGUUGGUGACGGAAACACAGUUCCCGCUGUUGAGCCGCCAAACUAUCAUCCACCAAUAGAGAUGUCAGGCGAUAUAGUGAACGUAACAACGGACGGUGUCUCGGGCUACAUCAACAAGAUUGGGCCUCUCGAUCUAGCGAUUGGGAGCAGAGGCCAAUUUUCAGUAAAAGCUGAGAAAAAUGUUGCCGUGGCUCUUAUCUCUCACAAUGGAUCCGACACCGACUACUAUGAAAUGCUAAUUGGUACCGAUGGGAACUUGAAGACCGAACUGAAGAGAUGCGUUGAUUCGGUUUGCUAUACCGUAAUGAGUGAGGACACUCCGUAUAUUCUCAAAUCUAUCAAGAAAACCCUCUUUUUCAUCGAAGUUAUUCCUUCCAUCGACGGUUUAUUGAAGAUUCGUCUGGGAAAGGGAGAUGUCUUGGAUAUAGAAAGCACUACGUUGUUAUCUUAUGAAGAUUCGGACCCACUGAAGAUUGAAUACGUCGGAAUCAGAACCUAUGAGGUGUCAGGAGAUUGGACCAUUCAUCACAAGAUUUUACUACCAGAGGAUCUUACUUUUUUCGAGACAGGGGCCGGUGAGUCGGUUCAUUACUUCCCUCUGGCACAUCAUGUGAAUUCACUAUUAACUGACUCAAAACCAGAGGGCGUCUCACGGUUUGAAUUCGCUGUUACAUCACAAUCUGCUGUGACCCUUUCAAUUUCUGCUGAUCGAGGUGAUCAACCAGAUCGAUAUGUAAUACGUAUUGGAAUCGACGGCAAUAGGAAAGUAAGCCUUUAUCGGUGUGAGGCAACCAACUGCACCCUUCUUGAAACAGCCCUGGAAUCUGGUGUGUUGAACCUGAUAGGACCUACAUCGUUUUUCUUGGAGCUCAGUACGAUUGCGGAUAGAGCCCUCUUCAUCAGGUUAGGCAAGGUCGGUGGUAUCGACUGGGUGGAUAGGAAGCUCUUGCUCUACACCAUCCCGCGUCCGUUGCGAGUGGCCUUUGUGGGAUUCAGCACGCCAAACUCCGUUGGUUCUUGGGCCAUCAACGAAUUCAUCCUAUAUGAUAUACACUGA